AUGUCCAGAAUUACUCCAUUACAGCCAUUGAACAGCGGACAGCUCAACGUCCGGAGCAACCUCACGCCAAUAAAGGCUACCAAAUCCACCACUCAACCUUCUCAAAGUCAACCGAAAAAGAAGAAAGAAAAGCUUUCAGCUUUGUGCAAAACUCCUCCUUCAAUUGUCAGAACUAGAAAUGGACGUGAUUAUCACCGAGGUACAUUCUUGGGCGAAGGAGGGUUUGCUAGGUGUUUCCAAAUGAAGGACUCUGCGGGCCACAUUUAUGCUGCGAAAACUGUUGCCAAGGCUUCCAUCAAAAAUGAAAAAACAAAGACAAAACUCUUGUCGGAGAUCAAGAUCCACAAGUCGUUGAAGCAUGCCAACAUCGUCAACUUUGUAGAUUGUUUUGAAGACGACAUUAACGUGUACAUUCUCUUGGAGAUUUGUCCCAACCAGUCGCUCAUGGAACUUCUCAAAACCAGAAAAAGAGUCAGUGAACCCGAAGUCCGGUACUUUAUGGUUCAAAUCGUGGGCGCUAUCAAGUAUCUCCACUCACGUCGUGUUAUCCACCGAGAUUUGAAGCUUGGAAACAUCUUUUUCGAUCCCGACAUGAACUUGAAAAUUGGCGAUUUUGGACUUGCUUCGGUGCUUCCCGACAACAAUUCCAAAAAAUACACCAUCUGUGGAACCCCCAACUACAUUGCCCCCGAGGUGCUCGGCGGAAAGCUGGUUGGACACAGUUACGAGGUAGACAUCUGGGCCAUUGGAAUCAUGAUGUAUGCCUUGUUAAUUGGCAAGCCUCCAUUCCAGGCCAAAGACGUUCAAGUUAUCUAUGAACGUAUCAAGAAAACUGAGUAUUUUUUCCCUGCCGACAAACCCAUAUCCGAAGAAGCCAAGACUCUCAUCAAAGACUUGUUGAGCUUGAAUCCAUUGAACAGACCAACCAUCAACGAAAUUUUAUCCUACGAUUGGUUCAAAGGUCCGUUCCCCGACAAGACCCACGAGAUCAGUUUAAGCGACACUCCUCGUGGGCUCAAUGUAAUUUCCAAGGCACAGUCUGCCAUUAAUUUCACCAACACCAAAGCUGAAGCUGGAAUUUACACUCCCAAGUCCAAAGAUCCGGUAGAAAUCUUGCGUUCGGAUUUGCAUUCCGAGCAACCGAGAACGUUGUUACCUAAAUCGUUAUCUCCUGGUGAUACCAAAAACAAAUAUCAGGAAGUGGACCCGACAUCCAUGGGUAGACCAAGAAAGGUGACAUUCAACUCGAAAUUUGCAACCACCAUUAAAAGACUCGAUCAGAUUUGUUUCGAAACUUACCAGAACAUGAGACGGUUGGAGUACUCGAAGCAUGAGAGAUUGGAAACUGUAGAGCUUCCUAGCUGUGAAAAUCCAUGUCUUAUUAGUAAGUGGGUCGACUAUUCCAACAAGUACGGGUUUUCAUACCAAAUGAACAACGAUGAUAUUGGAGUAUUGUUCAACGACGGCAAUACGUUCUUAAAGCUGCAUAACUCGGACCGGUUUCUCGAGUUGAUAUUUCAUGAAAAUGAAGGGUGGACAUGUAUUGAAAACUCGGUUAGCCAUCCACCAAGCCAAGCCAAAAGAUCCCUUGAGAUCGUCGACUUUUUCGCCAAGUAUAUGAACAGCAACUUAUCCAAGGUGAGCGACAACGAGGAGAGGAAAGAAACGGUGUUUCUCCGCAGAUAUACCAGAACACCGGACUAUAUAAUGUUCGAGAUGACGAAUGGAAAUUUCCAGUUCAACUUCAAGGACCAUCACAAGGUGUGUAUUUCCAAGUUGGGACUUGCCAUUACUCACAUAUCUCCUAACAGAGUGACGCAGACGCAUCCAUUGAUCUUGGUGUUGAAGCAGGGCUACUUUCCAUCGUCCGAUAUGCCCGACAGCUUGGAGAAGAUAGCCACAAUUCGGGAUGCCAUUAAAAGAAAGGCCCUCAAGGAGUAG
Molecule: messenger RNA, 1941 nt
Organism: Meyerozyma guilliermondii ATCC 6260
Lineage: Eukaryota; Fungi; Ascomycota; Pichiomycetes; Serinales; Debaryomycetaceae
Gene: CDC5
Product: polo kinase
Exons: 1
Coding region: 1-1941 (646 amino acids)
Biological process (GO): regulation of protein localization to mitotic spindle pole body; protein phosphorylation; mitotic cell cycle
Cellular component (GO): cytoplasm; centrosome; spindle pole body
Molecular function (GO): protein binding; ATP binding; protein kinase activity
Source: RefSeq, a predicted model, not a curated record